AUGUUGGGACGUUUGAGAUGCUGUGCUUCCCGAAGCUCGAAUUUUCUGGCGAUUUUGCUGCCCUUCAGACGAAGUCUCUCAAAUGCAUAUAUUCAUAAGGACAAUAGACUACAAUAUCAAAGAAAUUUCGAGUCUCAGCAAAUCUUUUCGUCCACUUAUUUAUCAAGAAGACAGCUAUCAAAUUUUCAGAGCGUCAAUGAUUUUCACCAUAUCACAGACGAGACGCUGGAAGCUUUGUCAGAUUUCUUUGACAGUAUUGCAGAUAAAUAUAAUCUACCUGAUGAUUAUGAUGUUAACUUUGGGGAUGGUGUGCUAACAGUCCAUUUUGGAGGUAAUGUUGGAACUUAUGUGAUUAAUAAGCAAACUCCAAACCAACAAAUUUGGUUAUCAUCCCCUUCAAGUGGUCCUAAAAGAUAUGAUUUCAUUAGCAAUACAUGGAUAUACAAGCGCAAUAAUCAAUCUCUUCAUGAACUGUUAUCAACAGAAGUAUCAGCCAUUACUGGAGAAGAAGUUGACCUCACACACCUUUCACAUGGAGGAAAGACAGACUAAGAAAAAACAAUUAAUAUAUAAACACUUUAUUUCAUUAAGACUAGUUCUCACAAAUUCAAGUGUCUUGGAGUGUUUGCAAAACAAGGAUCUGGAUACUCUGUCCAUGUCAACAACACAAUUCAUAAAAAUUGGCAUCCACACAUGCCCAUAUUUUCAGUGUCUUCUGGCAUUUCCCCAAAUCUGGGGAUAAGAAGUCUAGGACCCAGGACCCAGGUGAAAUCAAGCCAGUCUUUAGAGAAUUUUURAAUACAUAUUAGUUAUAAUUUGGCACAUGUGCAAAGACCUGUAAAAAUAUUGUGGCUAGGAAAAUAAACAGCAUAGACUAUUCUYUCUGGACAGAGCUUUAAAUAUUCAACUUUAAGCCAAAGACACAUGGAUAUGUAGCUACUAUAUUUGGUUAAUURCAAAAAAAUCAUAAUUUGUCUUAAAUCUUUUGAAUAGUUACUAUCUAUCAAUUAUUAUGUUUAUUUAAUUUACAGUUAGAAAAAUAGGUUUUAAAAGCACUUUCAUGUUUCAAAUGGAUUGUAGCCUUGUGCCCUUGCAUCUUGCAAUGGACGGAAAAGAGGAGAAGGGAACAUUUUUGAAUUCCAUUCAUGCCAUUCCCAUCCUAGAAAAAGAAGGAAAUAAGCAUUUAGUAAAUAAUUAUUUUACUUCUCAAAGACUUGUUGAAAGUUUACUUGAUAUUCACAUGGAAAUGUAACAUUUUUGUUCUGUUAACACUAACAGUCAUUUAAAUAAUGUGUAUUUUAAUGUUUAAAAAAUGCUUUGAAGUGAAAAAUGAUAGCACAAACCUUCACACU
Messenger RNA from Exaiptasia diaphana, 1352 nucleotides. RefSeq names its product frataxin, mitochondrial. NCBI's taxonomy places the organism in Eukaryota, Metazoa, Cnidaria, Anthozoa, Actiniaria, Aiptasiidae. Bases 1 to 552 code for a protein of 183 amino acids. Gene Ontology annotation, cellular component: mitochondrion. The transcript has 6 exons. Gene Ontology annotation, biological process: iron incorporation into metallo-sulfur cluster; intracellular iron ion homeostasis. Gene Ontology annotation, molecular function: ferric iron binding; iron chaperone activity; 2 iron, 2 sulfur cluster binding. The record is from RefSeq and is a predicted model, not a curated record.